CGAAGACCCAUCUCCCUUAAAAUGGAAACGAGGAAACUCAGAGGAAGCCCAUUUCCCCCAAGGAGAAAAUCACGACAUUGAAUUUUCUCUUCUGUGAUUUUCUCCUCGCAAAAAUUCUCGGAGCUUCCUUUGCUCUUCGCCGCCGCCGUCGUGUCCGCCGUCUUUUGAGAUUUUGAUCUGCAGAAAUUUGAUCGGUGGGUAAAAAAUGACUGCAACAAGCAAGACGGACAGGAAAGCGGCUCUAGACAUUGCAUCAUGGAUGUUCAACAUUGUUACUUCGGUCGGAAUCAUCCUCGUUAAUAAGGCCUUGAUGGCUACUUAUGGCUUUAGUUUUGCUACAACAUUAACUGGUUUGCAUUUUGCAACUACGACAUUGUUGACAACUGUCCUCACAUGGCUCGGGUAUAUCCAGCCAUCCCAAUUACCAUUGCCAGACCUUUUAAAAUUCGUUCUUUUUGCAAACUUUUCCAUUGUCGGGAUGAAUGUGAGCUUAAUGUGGAAUUCCGUGGGGUUCUACCAGAUUGCCAAGUUAAGCAUGAUACCCGUUUCUUGUCUUCUGGAAGUUGUCCUUGAUAAUGUUCGAUAUUCAAGAGAUACAAAGCUUAGCAUAAUGGUAGUUCUUGUUGGUGUUGGCGUCUGCACUAUAACAGAUGUCAAUGUCAAUUUUAAGGGAUUUUUAGCUGCUGUCAUAGCCGUCUGGAGCACAGCUCUACAACAAUAUUAUGUGCAUUUUCUUCAACGGAAGUAUUCGCUCGGUUCCUUCAACUUACUGGCACAUAUGGCUCCGGUCCAAGCCGCGUCUUUGUUGUUGGUUGGACCCUUUCUAGACUACUGGUUGACAAACCAAAGAGUAGACGCAUUCAACUUCACCUUUAUGUCUCUGUUCUUCCUCGUAUUAUCGUGCAGCAUAGCGGUAGGGACGAACCUCAGCCAAUUCAUAUGCAUAGGGAGAUUCACGGCAGUGUCAUUCCAAGUGCUGGGACACAUGAAAACGAUUCUAGUAUUGGUAUUGGGAUUCACUUUCUUCGGGAAAGAAGGGUUGAACGUACAAAUGGUGGUCGGUAUGGUGAUAGCCGUCCUCGGUAUGGUAUGGUAUGGUAAUGCAUCGUCUAAACCGGGCGGUAAAGAGCAGCGUCGGAGCCUCUCCUUCUCCGGCGGCAACAAGUCUCAGAAACUCAAUGUCUUAUCAGAAUCUUCCCAAGCAGAUGCCAAGGUCUGAAAAAAAGAGAUCAAAAGUAUAUGACAAGACACAAAAAGGAAAAAAAUAUAUAUACAAGGUAGAUGAAUAUUUUGAUCCAUAUGUCUUGUUAUUAUUGUUUUUAUAAAAAAAAAAGGGGGUUAAUUUAUUUAACAAGCUGAAUUUCUGUUUCCUGAUUUUGCUUUUUUUAAUUUUAUUUUCCAGAAAUUUUGUUUUUCUUUUCCUUUUUUGUAACCCAUAAGGGAGUAAUCUUCUAAAAUCUCGAGUUCAUAAUUUGUCAUUGUAUUUGUAGCCUAAUUUUAUCUUAUGGACAUAUUUCACC
Tarenaya hassleriana is the source of this 1520-nucleotide messenger RNA. Its product is annotated as UDP-galactose transporter 2. Gene Ontology annotation, cellular component: Golgi apparatus. The coding region runs from base 206 to 1219 and encodes 337 amino acids. Gene Ontology annotation, molecular function: antiporter activity; UDP-galactose transmembrane transporter activity. The transcript is spliced from 6 exons. NCBI's taxonomy places the organism in Eukaryota, Viridiplantae, Streptophyta, Magnoliopsida, Brassicales, Cleomaceae. The record is from RefSeq and is a predicted model, not a curated record.